CUUAGAUAUUUUGUAAUUCUUAGAUCGACGACCGUUCUAAAACCAUGGUGGACUAUUCCGUUGUCAGUGUUUUAACAGGCUACGCGGUGGUGUUUAUAGCCUGCGCGAGCAUGUCCUGGCCGUCUCCUGAAAUACCAGCACUAAAUUCCAGCACUUCGCAACUCGAUAGCGAGUUGACGACUGAAGAAAUCUCGUGGAUUGCGUCCUUCCUCGGAUUGGGAGCGAUCCCCGGACCGUUUAUAUUCGGAUUCUUGGCGGAUCACGUCGGUAGGAAGUAUUCCAUCCUCUCCUUGAGCGUUCCCCUGACGUUAAGCUACCUUCUAAUGCUAUUUACCAACAAAGUAAUCUAUUUGUAUAUAGCGAGGUUCGUUGUCGGGACGGCAGUGGGAGGUGUGUUUACGGUGUUGCCCAUGUACGUCGGGGAAAUGGCACUGGAUCGCCACCGAGGCAUCCUGGGAAACGCCAUGACCACCUUUUUGUGCCUCGGACUUUUGUUUUCAUACGCGGUAGGUCCUUACUUGAACUUUUUCGACUUUAACGUGAUGCUGGCCGCCUUGCCGGCGGUUUUUCUCGUGGUGUUCGCGGUUGUCGGCGUCGAGAGCGCCCACUAUUACAUGGCGAAGAAUGACCGAGCCUCCGCUAGGGCGGUCCUGCUAAAAAUCAGGAAUGUAAGCGACCAAGAGGUCGAAGAAGAAUUGGAAAACAUUAGACAUCUGACGGAUAGCGAACGAGGCGGAAAGCUGUCGGAUAUUUUCAAGUCCCGGGGGCUAGCGAGAGCGCUGUUCAUGACGCUUGGAGUGAUGGUUUUUCAACAGCUUGCCGGCAUAGAUCCGUUGACGGCUUACUCUGAGCAAAUUUUCGACGAGGCCAACACCUCGAUCCCCGCGGAAAUUUGCGCAAUAAUGAUCGGUUUGGUUCAGUUCGUCGCGAGUUUCAUAACUCCGGCCGUCGCCAACCGGUUCGGUCGAAAGACCCUUUUGAUAUUCUCAGCCGUCGGAAUGGCCGUGUCGGAAGCGACGUUGGGCUUGUAUUUCAUUUUCAAAAAUCGUUCGGUGGACGUCAGUUCCGUGAGUUUCUCACCGGUUUUGUCCCUCGUGGCAUACUACGUAUUUUUCAAUUGUGGGUUUGGAUCGAUUCCGUUCACAAUUGUCGGUGAGAUAUUCCCGAACAAUGUUAAAUCCAGUGCGGCAGCUGUGAACACCAGCCUUCGGUGGCUGGUGGGAUUCCUGAUGACGAGAUUCUUUCGAAAUUUGGUGGAUCUAAUUGAAGUGGGUUGGGUUUUUGAACUCUACGGUUUGAUGUGUGUGCUCGCUGCUUUCUUUAUCGGUUUCGUGGUUGCCGAAACGAAGGGAAAAUCGUUGAAAGAAAUUCAAGACCAUUUGAACAAUUAG
Molecule: messenger RNA, 1391 nt
Organism: Cylas formicarius (sweet potato weevil)
Lineage: Eukaryota; Metazoa; Arthropoda; Insecta; Coleoptera; Brentidae
Product: facilitated trehalose transporter Tret1-like
Exons: 2
Coding region: 45-1391 (448 amino acids)
Biological process (GO): transmembrane transport
Cellular component (GO): membrane
Molecular function (GO): transmembrane transporter activity
Source: RefSeq, a predicted model, not a curated record